AUGAGUUCCACUUUUGUCGUGUACCUUUCAAAAACUCCGUCCUUGUUUAAAUCCGCACUUUGUUUUCUGUUGGGUUUCAAUCUGCGACGUGAGUUGACUUGGUCCUUGUUACUUGUAGUUUUGCUUAAUAUAGAUGGGUCGCGUCAUCAGAAGCCAACGUAAAGGUGCGGGAAGCGUUUUCAGGGCUCAUGUCAAACACAGGAAGGGAGCGGCCCGUCUGAGGCCCGUGGAUUACGCUGAACGACACGGCUAUAUCCGUGGCGUUGUUCGCGAAAUCCUUCACGACCCAGGUCGUGGUGCUCCUCUUGCCCGAGUAGAUUUCCGAGAUACCUAUUCCUACAAGCACAUCAAGCAACUGUUUAUCGCCGCUGAGGGCAUUCACACCGGCCAGUUCCUGUACUGCGGUAGCAAGGCCCCACUGCAGGUGCGUCUGGGAUUAUGGUCUUAUUAUAAUUAGAUUGGCAACGUUCUUCCCCUGUCAUCUAUGCCAGAAGGUACGGUCAUCUGCAAUCUUGAGGAAAAGAACGGCGAUAGAGGCCGCCUUGCCCGUGCCGGUGGCACCUACGCAACAGUUGUCUCGCACAACCACGAUACUAAGAAGACGCGGGUGAAGCUACCUUCUGGAGCCAAGAAGGUCCUAUCCUCGGGUUGUCGUGCAAUGGUGGGUUUGGUAGCUGGUGGUGGCCGAAUCGACAAGCCCAUCCUCAAGGCUGGCCGUGCUUAUCACAAGUACAAGGCAAAGCGGAAUUGCUGGCCUCACGUUCGCGGUGUUGCAAUGAACGUAAGUUUGUACCGGGUUUCAUGUAUUCAUUGAGAGUGCUUGAAUUUUCAUUCACUGAUAUCCAAAUCAUUUCUUUCAGCCUGUUGAACAUCCCCACGGUGGUGGUAAUCACCAGCAUAUUGGUAAACCAUCCACUAUCAGACGUGACGCUUCCCACGGCCGGAAGGUUGGUCUUAUUGCUGCCAGACGAACAGGCAGAAUUCGUGGUACCAGAUCUACUGUCGCCAAGUCUGAUAAGGAAUAA
Spirometra erinaceieuropaei is the source of this 1025-nucleotide messenger RNA. NCBI's taxonomy places the organism in Eukaryota, Metazoa, Platyhelminthes, Cestoda, Diphyllobothriidea, Diphyllobothriidae. The record is from the annotation of a GenBank genome assembly.